AUGUGGUCGACUAAUAAAAUUAUUGUCGUACUACUUGUACAAUCAUUACUAAUCACUGACAUCAAUAGUAGUGCUAGUCGCCGUCGUCGUCGUCGUCGUCAAACAUCAGGAUCAUUGUAUGGUACGAAUGCAGGCUUAGGUUCAAGUGCACCUGCAGGCUUUAAUUAUCCUGCGAAUAAUAAUAUAGAGGGUAUACGUAUGAAUAAUCCAGACGCAAGAGAUAUUUAUGGUAAUCCUAUGGGAUCAUCAAAUAUAGAUAAUACUUUACAAAAUGUUAAUUUAUACGGUCUACAACGUCCACAACAACAGCCAUUAUAUGGAACAAAUGAUCAAUCAUCAUUAAAUUCUUUAUAUAAUGGAAAUAAUUUUUAUUCUGGUAGUGGUACAAAUCCACUUUUACGUGAUCAAUAUGGAAAUCCUAUCUCACCAGUUAAAGGAUCUGUUGGUACUUCAUUGUAUCCGUCGUCCAAUUCUCAAAUGGCUUAUCCAGUUAAUCCAAAUCAAGUUUUAACUAAUAAAGACUUUUAUGGUGCAUCAUCAAAUACCAAUAACAAUCAAUAUUCGUAUAACAAUGAUCUAUUACCAAAUCGUAACACAUAUGGUGGACCGAUGGAUCCAAAUGCGAAUAAAAAUUUUUUGCCAAACACAAAUAAUAACCAAUAUUCUUAUAACAACGAUCUAGGACCAAAUCGUAAUAGCUAUGGUGGAUUAACGGAUCCUAAUGCAAAUAAAAAUUUUUUGCCAAACACAAAUAAUAACCAAUAUUCCUAUAACAACGAUCUAUUACCAAAUCGUAAUACAUAUGGUGGACCGAUGGAUCCGAAUGCGAAUAAAAUUUUUUUGCCAAACACAAAUAAUAACCAAUAUCCUAAUAAUAACGAUCUGGGACCAAAUCGUAAUACCUAUGGUGGAUUAACGGAUCCUAAUGCGAAUAAAAAUUCAUGGUCAAAUACAAAUACUUAUAAUCGACCUAAUCAAAAUGCUGCUAAUUCUUGGUAUCCAAAUAAAGAUGACAAUUUUCGUAAUUCUAAUAAAUACGGGCAGCAAAAUUCAUAUUAUUAUAAUAAGGGUUAUAAAUUAACAGUAUCAUAUUUUAUUAUAUUUCUCUCAUUUUUUGCUUCUAUCGUCUAA
Molecule: messenger RNA, 1131 nt
Organism: Rotaria sp. Silwood2
Lineage: Eukaryota; Metazoa; Rotifera; Eurotatoria; Philodinida; Philodinidae
Source: the annotation of a GenBank genome assembly